GACACGACAACAGCGCGACUCGAUAUACUCACUGUCAACACGUCUGUGUGUAGUAUGAAGAGUGCAGCAGCUACUCACACCUCCAAUGCAAUGCUACACUGAGCUCGCGCCGCCGACGGCCGUCAGCCAUGCCGUCAGCCUGCCCUUUGUGUCCUCGCGCGCGACCAACCUCGUUGUCGCGAAGAACUCGCUGCUGCAGGUCUUCGAGCUGCGCUCCACCGUCACCGAGGUGAGAAGCGGCGGGGACGGCGCCGAGAGCGCCGCCGCGAACCUCGACACGGAGGCGGCCGAUGUGCAGGUGCAGCGCACCGAAAACACGUCGAAGCUGGUGCUGCUGGGCGAGUUCCCCCUCGCCGGCACCGUCAUCUCGCUCGCGCGCAUCAAGGUGCUCAACACAAAGUCGAAGGCGGAGGCGCUGCUGGUGGCAUUCAGGGACGCGAAGCUGAGCUUGGUGGAGUGGGACCCGGAGAACUACAACCUCCAUACAAUAUCAAUACACUACUAUGAGAACCUCGACUUGCCUGGCCUUGCCCCGUGGAGUGCUGAGUUGAAAGAUACGCACAACUUCCUCACUGCCGACCCCAGCAACAGAUGCGCCGCCCUCAAAUUCGGCACCCACAACCUCGCCAUCCUGCCCUUCCGCCAGCGCGACCUGGCCGAGGACGACUACGACUCGGACGACGAGCCCAAGAACAAGGACACGUCGAACGGCGACGGAGAGCAUGCAACGCCCUACUCGAGCUCCUUCGUGCUGCCCCUGACGAACCUCGACCCCACCCUCGCCCACCCUGUCCAUCUCGCCUUUCUGCACGAGUACCGCGAGCCCACGUUCGGUGUGAUUGCCGCCUCGCAGGCCACCGCCCCGUCACUGCUCGCCUACCGCAAGGACAUCCUCACCUACACCGUCUUCACCCUCGACCUCGAACACAAGGCGUCCACCACACUGCUGUCUGUCACGGGGCUGCCCUACGAUGUCAAUCGUGUAGUACCCCUGCCACAUCCAAUUGGCGGUGCUUUGCUGGUCGGAGCGAACGAAGUCAUACAUGUCGACCAGUCUGGCAAGACGAAUGGUGUGGCUGUAAACGAGUUUGCCAAGGUCUGUUCAUCGUUCCCACUGAGCGAUCAGUCUGAACUGGCGCUUCGUCUCGAGGGCUGCACGGUCGAGCUGUUGUCCCAGGAGACUGGUGACGUACUCAUCGUGCUGAACAAUGGACGAUUGCUCAUCUUGACUUUUACGCUUGACGGACGCACAGUGUCUGGCAUGACUGUGCAGCCUGUUGACGCAGAGCAUGGCGGUCACAUCCUCAAAACGAGCGCUUCCUGCACAACCAGCUUGGGACGUGGACGUCUGUUCGUCGGUAGCGAGGAUGGUGAGUCCGCAUUACUGGGCUGGAUAGGCGCCGCAAAUCAGUUGAGACGAAAGCAGUCAGACGCAGGUCUCGAACAGGAGGACGAUAUGUCUGACAUCGAGGACGAAGUUGACGAUCUGGACGAUGACCUCUACGACACUGCGCCAACUGUGAAGAAGAUUACGUCUGCUGCUGCAGAGCCCUCAGCACCUGGAUCGUACACGUUCAGGAUACACGACAUUCUACCAAGCAUAGCGCCCAUCAACGAAGUCGUUCUGCAUCCUGGUAAGGACACCGACUCGCUCAACAAGGGCGAGAUCGUCGCCUCAACUGGUCGGGGUGCUGCUGGCGCCAUCACUACUCUGAACCGAGAAUUGCACCCUGUCAAGCUGGCGCAGACAGAGCUAGAGUCAGCAAAGGGCUUGUGGGCUGUGCAUGCUAAGAAGGCGGUGCCCCAGGGUGUCUCCGCUGCAUUCGGCGAAGAUACUGAAGCCAAUAUGUCUUCUGAUGUCGACUACGACCAGUACUUGGUGGUCUGCCGAGCUGGUGAGGAUGGCGACGAGGUCACCACAGUGUACGAAGUGAACGGCAACGAGCUCACAGCUACCGACAAGGGCGACUUCGAGCGCGAGGAGGGGUCAACGUUGAGUGUUAGCGUGCUUGCACGUGGAACCAAGGUGGUACAGGUCAUGCGCACCGAAGUUCGAACUUAUGACUCUGAGCUCAAUAUGGACCAGAUCCUUCCCAUGGAAGACGAAGAGAGUGGUGAUGAACUUCGCAUCAUCAACGCGAGCUUCGCUGACCCAUAUUUGCUAAUCUUGCGUGAGGACUCCAGCGUCAAGAUCUUCAAGGCGAGCGGUGAUGGCGAACUGGAAGACGUUGAGGCUAGCGGACUGUCUUCGACUAAGUGGCUGUCAGCAUCACUCUUCAGAUCAUCCACAUUUACCGAGGUCUUUGCCUUCCUGUUGACACCAGAAGGCGGGCUGCAUGUGUUCGCCAUGUCGGCGCUGGAGAAACCGAGCUACGUCGCAGAGGGCCUGGGAUUCCUACCACCAGUAUUGACGGUGGACUAUGUGCCUCGACGCAGUGCAGGCAAGGCUACCAUCACCGAGCUCCUCGCCGCUGACCUCGGUGACUCGACUACAAGAUCACCACAUCUUAUCAUCCGAACCUCCAACGAUGAUCUUGUCAUCUACAAAGCUUUCCACUCACCCGCACGAUCUUCGACCGAAUUGUGGACAAAGAACCUCAGGUGGGUCAAGCUGUCUCAACAACACGUUCCCCGAUUCUCUGAAGAGGUAGACGAAGCCUCAGAGGAAGUCAAGAUCGAGAGCACCCUCCUCGCACUAGACAACAUCUGCGGCUACAGCACUGUCUUCCAGCGCGGAGCGUCACCAGCAUUUAUCUUCAGAGAAUCUUCAAGUGCGCCUCGUGUCGUCAGCAUGAGCGGCAGAGCCGUCAAGGGUCUGACGCGCUUCCACACGUCGUCGUGCCAGCGUGGUUUCGCAUACCUGGACGCCACUGACACACUCCGCAUCUCUCAACUACCCACACAAACACAUUUUGGACAUCUUGGCUGGGCUACACGGCAACUGCCGUUCGGCUCUGAGGUUCACACCUUCACUUACCAUCCGAAGGGGCUCUACAUCGUGGGCACAGGGCAAUACGAAGAAUUCGCUCUUAACCCAGACGAUACAUACCAUGAAGCGCUGCCCAAAGAAGACACUGCCUUCAAACCACAUGUUGAGCGUGGCGUGUUGAAGGUGAUUGAUGAGAAGACAUGGACAGAGAUCGACAGCCACCUCCUCGAUCCACAAGAAGUUGUGCUGUGCAUCAAGACCCUCAACCUUGAAGUAUCAGAAACCACCCACCAACGCAAAGACCUCAUCGCAGUCGGAACGUCAAUCGUCCACGGCGAAGACCUCGCAACGAAGGGAAACAUACGAAUAUUCGAGGUGAUCAACGUCGUUCCUGAUCCUGAGCGCCCAGAAACAAACAAGCGUCUGAAGCUCAUCGUGAAAGACGAGGUCAAGGGUGCAGUGUCUGCCGUCUCGGAGCUCGGCACACAAGGUUUCCUCAUCAUGGCACAAGGUCAGAAAUGUAUGGUCAGAGGCCUGAAAGAGGACGGUACAUUGCUGCCGGUCGCUUUCAUGGACAUGCAAUGCUACGUCACCACGCUGAAGAACCUGCCAAAUACGGGUAUGCUGCUGAUGGGCGACGCGUUCAAGGGCGUCUGGUUCACAGGCUACACUGAAGAGCCAUAUAAGAUGAUGCUCUUCGGCCGCAGCAGACACCAUCUCGAGUGCAUCGCGACUGACUUCCUGCCUUUUGACGAGCAGCUCCACAUCAUUGUCGCAGACGCAGAUAUGAAUCUGCAGGUCCUGCAGUAUGAUCCUGAGAACCCCAAAUCUGCAGGUGGAGCACGCCUCCUUCACAAAUCCACCUUUCACACAGCACACUUCCCCACAACCCUCACGCUCCUUCAAUCCUCUCUCAAAAUGCCAGCGACCUCCGAGUUCGGCACAGCCAACGACUACGACGACGACGUGGACAUGGACACCCCCUCAACCUCGCAGCCAAUCCAUCAAAUCCUGCACACGACACAGUCAGGAACACUUGCACUCAUCACACCACUAUCAGAAUCAAGCUACCGCCGUCUCUCGGGCCUCAGUGCUUUCUUGGCUAAUGCACUGGAGUCGGCGUGUGGUCUGAAUCCCAAGGCUUUCCGUAUCAGUGAUGCUGAAGAGGGUGGAUGGGAUGCCGGUGGUGUGGGGCGCGGUAUGGUAGAUGGAAAUCUGCUGAUGAGAUGGGGUGAGCUGGGAGAGUGGAAGAGGAGAGAAGGGUUAAGCAAGAUUGGAGCUCAAGAGUGGGUGUUCUGGGGUGAGCGGGAGGUGCUUGGGGGAUGGGGCGUGUUUGGCGGGAGAGGGAAAUGAUAAUUAGGUAGAUGGUGUCUGCAAGCUCAAGCGUUGUGCGAACGAUUUGGUCGAAGGUGAGAAGGUGCACUUGCCAUGUAUCGUGAGCGUCCUUUCCUUCACCUGCGCGCUAAGCCGCAUUAGUGUCAUGCGGUACAAUUGACGCCGCCCGUCUUCCUCUUUCUCUUCCUCUUCCCUACCUUACAAUGCACACCGCUCGACGCUCACGGG
Macroventuria anomochaeta is the source of this 4492-nucleotide messenger RNA. Its product is annotated as protein CFT1. The transcript is spliced from 5 exons. The record is from RefSeq and is a predicted model, not a curated record. Gene Ontology annotation, molecular function: protein binding; nucleic acid binding. Bases 86 to 4282 code for a protein of 1398 amino acids. Gene Ontology annotation, cellular component: mRNA cleavage and polyadenylation specificity factor complex; nucleus. NCBI's taxonomy places the organism in Eukaryota, Fungi, Ascomycota, Dothideomycetes, Pleosporales, Didymellaceae.